CGUCGUCGUCGUCACCUUCCCUCCCUCCUCCGCUAAGAAAAUGGCGUUUGGUCUUGUCAUUGGAACUGAGCGCGCAACUAACCUCCAGAAUGCAAUCCAGGAUGAACUCAUGAGCAGAGGGUACAGCCCCGACGCUGACCCUGUCAUGGCAGAGUACAUUACUAUUAUGAUAAUCAACAACAAGACUGCUGCUCAAAUAACGUCUGAACUUGAAGACUUGAUUGGCUCGGAUUACGACGCAAGCUUCACUGACUGGCUUUUCACCGAGGCCGCCAAGGGUGCCCCAGAUGCCGCACCACCAGCUCAACCCGCCGCCGUCAUCGCCGCCUCAGUAUCUCAAACAUCCCCAUCCGCGCCUAAAGCCGCCUCCACCCGCCCAAUACCACAAGCACCCCGCUCUACUCUUAGCCAUGCCCUCAACCAAGCCGUCCCGUCUGGCCCAUCUGGCAUCAAACGCCCCGCCUCCGGGCGCUCGCCUUCACCCUCGGGUGGCGGUCCGAAUAAGUCACGGCGGACGGACCUCCCUACCGGUCCUCGUGCCAUGCAGGCUAGUCCAAGUGGUGGUGGCGGUGGAGGCGGACGAAGUCUGCUCGACCGUAUGGGUCCGCGGAACAAGUUCGGUCAAGGAGGAGGCGGACGCGGGGACGACAUUCAGGCUCGCAUUGACAGCAUCACCAACGGCAGCGGGAUAACGCCCGAGGCGAUGAUGAUGGCGUACCAGAACGGGAUGCUCCCACCAGGGAUGGACAUGAACGCGAUGAAUGCGGUCAUGGCAGGCGCGGGUGGCAUGAACAUGAAUAUGGGGAAUAUGCAGGGGAAUCAGAUGAUGCUACAGGAGAUGAUGAUGAACCAGAUGGCGCUCAUGGCACAGAUGGCGUCGUCCAUGGGCCUAAUCAAUGGGCAGACGGGCCAGUUCUCAGGGCCUGCGUUUGGUCAGGAUGGGAAUCUCAACAACAAUAACAACCAGAACGGCUUCCAGAACGGUGGUGGAAGAGGUCGCGGAGGUAUGCGCGGGCGAGGGCGGGGUCGGGGUGGGCACGCUGGGCCGGGUCACCUGGGCUCCGGUGCGGAUGAUGGGGAGACGUUGGCGAUUAAUGGUCAAGGGUCAUCGAUAGCGGCGCCCCAACCUAUCCAUGCCAGUCCCUCGUCUGCUCCUGCUACCCUCGCUGCGCCCUCUACGCCUAGUCAACCCGCAUACGCCUUGCCUGCACGCCCAGGGACGCCCACGCUCUGCAAGUUCGGGACGAAAUGCACGAACGCGUUGUGCCGCUACUCGCAUCCUUCACCUGUUGCUUCGGCCGAGUCCGGUGUCGUCCUCUCAAGUGAGGCCUGCGAAGCCGGUAAAGACUGUCAAGACAAGGACUGCGUGAAAGGGCAUGUCAGUAAAGCUGCUGCUACAGGCCAAGUAACUGAACAAAAACCUCCCGCCACGCAUGCCCCCGCUGCCUCGCACCCCUCCACGUCCAACCAGAUUCCCUGCCGUUUUGGCACCAACUGCACACGGCCUGGCUGCUCCUUCGCCCAUCCACCUCGCCACUCCUCACACCAGAACAGCGGUACGGCCUGCCGCUUUGGCUCGGGCUGCACGCGUGCCACAUGUACCUUCUCUCACCCACCCGACCGCGUCUUGCCCGGCUCGUUCCAUCGCGGACUCGAUUCGUCAUCGCCGAGUGUCAAGGUGAACGCGCCUGGGACGGGUACGAUGUCCGGUAGCAGUGGCAGUAUGCACAAAAGCGCGGUGUUCAACACGUCCUCGACGCAAGCGUCCGCCUCUUCGCUCAAGGACGGGCAGGGCAACGGGAUCAAGGCGGAGUUAGAGAGGCAGAUGAAGGACCUCGAGGCGAAGAAGGAGGCAGCGCAAAAGGCAAUGAUGGAGGCGCAGGCUGCGGCUUCGUCAAAGACGGGCGGGGCAAAGGAUACAUCUGUUGCUGCAUGAGCGCGCGCCUCGCCGCUACCUUCGCGUCCGCAUACAACUCGAAUCUGAGGGCCGCUUUUUUCUAACGCCAAAUAUCCAGCCUCAAGGACAAGUAUUAUAAUGAAGCCUCUACCUGUGUAUUGUGAAAACCUCUCACUUCCCACAUUUUUUCUUUUUCUUAUUUCUGACAUCGACCAAUUAACCAACCCUCCGGGUGUUACUUACCUGUGCUUGCGUUGAUUAUAUGCGGGCUUCGCUGGCUGUGUAGACCCAAUUAGCGUAUGUUAGUUAGCAUACAGUACUAGUAUGACUCCUAGCGUCGCGGAAGCUAGAGGGUAGAAGAGGAGGAUGAGAACUAAAUAGACAUGGUGGAUGAUGGUGGGCCAAAGAGCUUCACCAACU
This is a messenger RNA of Coniophora puteana RWD-64-598 SS2, 2317 nucleotides long. RefSeq lists its product as uncharacterized. The coding region runs from base 41 to 1936 and encodes 631 amino acids. NCBI's taxonomy places the organism in Eukaryota, Fungi, Basidiomycota, Agaricomycetes, Boletales, Coniophoraceae. The transcript is spliced from 7 exons. The record is from RefSeq and is a predicted model, not a curated record. Gene Ontology annotation, cellular component: nucleus; cytoplasm. Gene Ontology annotation, molecular function: poly(A) binding. Gene Ontology annotation, biological process: regulation of mRNA stability.